This is a messenger RNA of Colletotrichum acutatum, 1079 nucleotides long. RefSeq lists its product as uncharacterized. Bases 1 to 690 code for a protein of 229 amino acids. The transcript has 4 exons. NCBI's taxonomy places the organism in Eukaryota, Fungi, Ascomycota, Sordariomycetes, Glomerellales, Glomerellaceae. The record is from RefSeq and is a predicted model, not a curated record.
AUGAGCUCUCUGACAAACAGCAGGACGUCAACGGUCGGUACGGAGUACGGGAAGACAAUCCGCAUGGGGAAAGCUAAGGUAGUUGGUCUCUCACCUUUAGCUGUAUGCCGUAUCCGUACCAAUUUGCUCAUGGAAGCGGCACCCGCACCCUGCGCUCCGUUCGCCCCUGAGCCCGCUGGUGCACUGAUUCGUUUGAUGACCGAGCUUGAAAAGGCUCGUUCGGGAUUCCUACCUCAGCAAGGGCCAGGGACAGGCCGCCUGCAUCGUGGCCGGGACUCGGAGCAGAAUCCAAAUCGAAACCGCUCAGCAACCUGCAGACGGGCUGCAAGCAAGGCAUACCACACGACAGUUACCACACCACACCUGAGCCACGAGCUAGGAGGUGUGCUCGGUAAGGCCAACACCAGCGAUGCGCUGCAGGCUGUGGUUUUACACAAUGCGUGGCUCCUUGGCCAGCCCAUCUUACGUGGACAGGUUCUGUGGUCGCUGGUGCUUAAGAUCGAUGCCGUUGAUCUCGAGUCAUCCAAGCUUAGUUUCCGCUCAAGAGAUGGGCUUGAUCUUGACUGGCCUGCGUUGACGGGCCUCGAAUUGCAAAUGAUCCCUGCAUGGCAGUCUCAGAUUCAGCUCGAGUUUCCAGUGUAUGAUUGUAUAGGCGACAGCCCUGAUUUGACAAAGAUGUCUGGCGUCUAAAGGUUGUGCCGUCGGGGCAAUUCUGGACUCUCUGUUUCUACCGUAUGACUGAGAGGGAAUAAAAGAUGGAGUGCAAUGGCCAGGUUCGGGCCCAAGGUUCAAGCUGGGAUUAGUAGGGCCGGAGCAAGGUCAGGGUCCUGGAGGAGUAGGAUUGAGUGUGGUAGUGCGUCCUUGAGCGGUCGGCCUUGGGCCUGUCAGGUUAUGGAUUAUGAGCUCGACGGAUACCAUGGCGGGACGACUGCGAAGAGAGGCGAGCAGAAGAAAGAGAGAAAAAUAAAUAAAAAGGUUAGGUUGAAAGUGUCAGAGCAAAAGUGCCUUGUGAGUCGAGAGUCAUGAGGGUAUCCAUAACGAGGCCCAGUGACAUUGGACGUUUUGAUGGGCGUUGGACU